GUUAUGCAAUACCCUGACGUAGUACUAUAGAUGUACAUAUGUUAUUGUUAUUGAACAGUAUCACAUGACCUGUUUUAUAAUUGACCCGGAUGUUGACGGAUCUCUUCUUCAGAUGUAGUUAGAUCAGCUAUACAUUGCUCGGUAUAGGGAUGGACAUCAAACCAUGGUCCAUAAUUUAAUGGACAGAACAUGGAUUCUGUGUCUGUAUUGGAUUUCUGUAGCAGCCUGUCGAGAUGCAGUUGAUGGUCAAUGGUCGUAUUGGACUACUUGGGGUGAAUGCUGCCUGGACACCCAGUACCGAUCCAGGACUUGUGACAGUCCAAAGCCUGAAUAUGGAGGAGUUUACUGUGUGGGCGACAGUAAAGAUUUUAGGGAUUGCUCGGGCUGUCCAGGUGGAAACUCUCGUCUGAAGUUCACAUCCUGGAGUUCAUGUUCAACAACCUGUGGGGAAGGACAAAAACGUCGAAUCGUGUUUUGUUCUUUAACUGAAGAGCAGGCCAGCAGAUACGGAUGUUACACAGCAAUAUUUGAUCUUGUAAACUGUUCCGAGAGAAAAUGUCCAGCAGUACAUGGAAAUUGGUCCCUGUGGUCACCAUGGGGAGCUUGUCACGCCACCGCCUGUAUGACCAUGGGUAUUCAGAAUCGAACGCGCCUUUGUACGAAUCCCUCACCAGAUUACGGAGGCGAAAUGUGCACUGGAGAUGCUGUAGAAAGCAGAUCAUGUCUUCCAUGCCCAGGGUAUGACUGGGAAGCUAUUUUUUGGUCCGGCUGGUCACCAUGCACCAGGGGCAAAUGGGGGUGCUACAGACAGAAAACAAAAAUCUGUCCUUCUUGUCCCACGAGACACGGACUGACAGCUAGUGAAUCUUGUUCUUGUACACAUGCUGCCAACACUUUCUUCUCAUCAAACAGCGAGAUACGGACUACGGCAUCAUGGCAUUUUCCCAACAGUCACAAGGCACAGAAACAAACUCCAAAACAAAAUAACCAUGACACGCAUCCUGUAGAUGGAAAGACCUUGCUCAUUGCAACAACCAUCGGCUCCGUCUGCUUCAUUAUAUUUGUCGUCAUUAUCAUAGCGUCUGUCAUUGAAUACUUAAAGAGGAAGAGGCUUCGAAGCACGCCGUAUAGAAUGCAGAAACACAGAUUUGAAAGAGAUAUGAAAACAAUUGUGUUAUUUCCUGAAUCCAACAACCCUGUUGGAUAAUGCCCGAAGAAUCCAGGAAUCCUCGCGAAGAGUACGGAAUAUUCUUAAAUAGCUGUUUGUUAUUACUACGGAGGAGGAGGAAGAAGUUAUACGAACACUGUUCCGAUUGCUUGGGUUGUACAUCGGAAUGUUGAUCGGCAUCUAGAUACUACGCGUAUCCAAACAAUUAUUCUGUCUGAUGUUCUAUACGGGUUUAUCUGUUUGCAUGAUGCUGUAUUCUAUGCAAGGACUAUGGACUAAUUGCCUUAAUGUGCACGUUUGAAGAUUCAUUGAUUGCAAAACCGUACAUUGGACAUGAAUCAGCUUCUUCAAUGUUAAUGUAACAUACAUGUAUUUAUAGAUAUUUUCAAUUACAUUGACUACGAAACAAACUUUGAUCGCCCAAAUUCUCACAUACCCAAAACUAAAUGCCUGUGUCUACUUGGAUGGAAAUAGGUAGCAGAGGAUAGUUUCGAACUAUAGGCUCGGUCCGGUCAAACUUAAAAAAUGGAAAGACCCCAUAUUUGAAGUGAUAUUACUUGUGUAAAAAUGUGUAGAAUAAGUUUAGGAUACAUGUCAAUGUAGCCGAGUGCUUAAUGAGAAUAAAUUGUGUGCAACAUGUGGAUGUCACCAUGAUUCCUAGCAUAUAGAUGGGUAUAAAUACGAAACUACGACACGUGGUCUGUUGCUAAAAAAAAUUAGAUACAUGGUCAAGCGAAAGGUCUGUAGCUGAGAGGGGAGGUGGAUGGCCCCAUAUGAAAGGAAGAUUUUAAGAAAGACAGAGUUCUUGAUUGUGCCCGUUGACUAAAUCCCCACGCACGGUACUGUGAUGGGGUUUGGGUUGUGCGGAUUAAGCCCAAAUGAGAGAAAAUCGAAGCAAGAAAGGGAACCUGCUCAGAGCAUGUUUUGUGCACCAGCAUGUAUGAAUUACAUGUAAUUUAGGGUCAAUAUUUAUUAACUACACUAAUACCAUAUACAAGUAUUGACAUAGAAAGGAAAUAUGAUUUUUCAUUAGUACAUGUACGUCAUACCUGAAUUUGAUGUAUACCCAUACCUACCUGUUUCAG
This is a messenger RNA of Ostrea edulis (European flat oyster), 2253 nucleotides long. RefSeq names its product thrombospondin-2-like. The coding region runs from base 164 to 1207 and encodes 347 amino acids. The transcript has 7 exons. The record is from RefSeq and is a predicted model, not a curated record. Lineage: Eukaryota; Metazoa; Mollusca; Bivalvia; Ostreida; Ostreidae.